AUUAAUCUCAAAUAUUUAAUCACAUGGCCUUAAAUUUCCCUCCUAUCUUAACUUAUUGUGGGCCCUUCUACAGAUAAUCCCAGCUGUUACUGGCACUCUCCUUACCUUCAUAUUUCUCUCUCUAUCUUACUUUCUCUCUCCUCCCAACCUUUUCUUCUUCCCAGAAGUUUUAGAAUUUUUUUCUUCUCUUUGGCAAGAUCUGGGUAAAUUGUUCUUAUCUUGCCAGGAGAAGAAAAGGGCUAUUCCCCAAAAAUUAAAUUAAUCAUAAUUUUUUUUCCUUUAUGUUAUAUUGUUGGUGUUUUUGAUAAUUUGGGAAAAAAAGAAACAUUUUUUUAAGGAGAUUUUGACUGAGAUCUUGCCAAUAGAGGAAUAUAUCCCAGGUUGAUGAGCUAGGAAAUGGGGAAGAAGGGUUGGUUUUCUGCUGUGAAGAAAGCCUUGAGCCCUCAAUCAAAGAAAAGCCAGAAAUCGAAAUUGAACAAGAGAAGCACUGAGGAAACUAUAAGCUCUGAGGCGGUUAAUUUCUCUGAGCAAGUGACUGCUCCUCCUCCUUCUGUACCUUCUCCUCCUCCUUUGCCUCCACCUGGUGAGAAUAAACCAACUGAAGUCAACAAUGUUAAUGAGCAGAACAAGCAUGCUUAUUCGGUUGCAAUUGCCACAGCCGCUGCUGCAGAGGCGGCUGUUGCAGCAGCGCAGGCCGCUGCUGAGGUUGUUCGUUUGACAACUGUACCCCGCUUUGUGGGAAAAUCAAAGGAGGAAAUCGCAGCUAUCAAAAUCCAAACUGCAUUUCGAGGAUAUCUGGCAAGGAGAGCACUACGAGCUUUGAGAGGGCUGGUGAGGCUUAAAUCACUGAUCGAAGGGCAGUCGGUGAAACGGCAGGCAGCAACGACCCUAAGAUGCAUGCAGACACUUGCCCGCGUGCAAUCCCAAAUUCGUGCAAGGAGGAUGAGGAUGUCGGAGGAAAACCAGGCUCUUCAACGGCAAUUGCAGCAAAAGCAUGAGAAAGAGCUUGAGAAAUUGCGAAUGGACGAAAAUUGGGAUGAUAGCACUCAAUCUAAAGAGCAGCUUGAAGCAAGUAUACAGAGCAAGCAGGAGGCUGCUAUGCGAAGAGAAAGAGCAUUAGCUUACGCAUUCACUCAUCAGCAACUUAAGAAGAACAACAAAAAUUCAAACCCAACAUUUAUGGACCCAAACAAUCCUCAGUGGGGUUGGAGUUGGUUGGAGCGAUGGAUGGCUGCUCGACCAUGGGAGGCAAAAAGCACAGCGGCGGAUAAAGAUACUGACCAUGGCUCAGUCAAGAGCUUCCGUACACUCUCUGUUGCAGGUGAAAUAAACCGAGCUUAUGCUCUUCGAGACCUUAGUAUUGACAAGCCUUCUCCUACCGGUCAAAGGUCAGGCCGUCCUCCUAGCCGUCAGUCCCCUUCAACCACCACAACAAGAGGCCCAUCGGCGGGCCCAGGAUCCAGAAAACCAAGACCCGAGAGCCCAAAAGCAAAUGGUUGGGCUCCAGAUGACGACACGAGAAGCAUGAUGAGUAUCCAGUCAGAACGAUACAGGAGGCACAGCAUUGCUGGGUCAUCAGUGAGGGAUGAUGAGAGCCUUGCGAGUUCACCUUCAGUUCCAAGCUACAUGGCACCAACUAAAUCACAAAGAGCCAAGACUAAGCUUCCUAGUCCGUUGGGGGCAGUUGAGAAUAACAACGGUGGUAGUCCACCGGAUCAGAAGCCGCCACCACCACUACCUGCGGUGGUUGGGACUGCCAAGAAGAGGCUGUCUUUCCCUGCCUCUCCAGGUGGGCCUCGCAGGCAUUCAGUCCCUGGGAAAUUCGAGAGCACCCCGGUGAAAGAUGUUGUUCAUAAUGAGAUAGCCGUUGGCAAUGGCGGGAGCCGGUAGUCAAUGUUAAAACCAAGAUCAAGACAUUACAGUGAAUUUGGAUAUUACCACAACACAGGGUCUCUUAAUUCUUAUCUUCCAAGUUUCAUAUGCAAAAAAAAGGAAGAAGAUUGAAUGAAAAAAAAAAGACUGCUGCAGGGGUAUUGUUUGGCAAUUGUUUGUAAUUUGUUAUUGAUUUGUUGUUCUUUCAUCACAAAAGGGCUAUUUCCACUAGGGAUUUUUUUCUUUUUAAUCAAGUUAGUCAAAUUUGUAUUGUAAUAAUUUUAUAUAAAUUUGUUUCUUUUUACUUUAUCUUGGAUCACAGUUUGUUGUUGUAUUUCAUACAAGUUAUGUGUAAAUUAGUCUUCAUUCUGA
Messenger RNA from Spinacia oleracea (spinach), 2244 nucleotides. RefSeq names its product protein IQ-DOMAIN 3. NCBI's taxonomy places the organism in Eukaryota, Viridiplantae, Streptophyta, Magnoliopsida, Caryophyllales, Amaranthaceae. The record is from RefSeq and is a predicted model, not a curated record. Gene Ontology annotation, molecular function: protein binding. The coding region runs from base 397 to 1890 and encodes 497 amino acids. The transcript is spliced from 6 exons.